AAAUAGAAAAAUAGGGUUCUUCGUCUAGCUAGGCAAUGGCGGAGCAUCUCUACGCCUUGGAUUUCGACGGUGUGCUAUGCGACAGCUGCGGCGAGGCAUCGAUCGCUGGCCUGGAGGCCGCGAAGCAGCGAUGGCCAGAGCAUUUCAAGCGCGUCGACGCACAGCGCGAGGCCGAGAUUCUCGAGAGAAUGCACACGGUAAGACCAGUGGUGGAGACGGGUGACGAUUUCUUGCUACUCGCUCGUGUGCUGGCCAAAGUCGAAAAUGGAACCUCGAUUGCGUCUCACCUCGACGAGGAGAACAUCCUCGAGUCUUGGACCGAGUCGAUAAAGCGAUCGUUUAUGGAAGAGAUUGGAGAAGCACGCCACAAGCAGGAGCUGGAAGAUCUUCUGGGAAGCGUGAGGGACGCCUGGAUCUCGCGUGAUGUACACGGAUGGCUCAAGACUAACAGGUUCUACCCAGGAAUCUCGGAUGCAAUCAAGUUCUCCUCGUCCAAACUGUUUAUCGUUACUACGAAGGAGGCGAGGUUUGUGACAAUGUCACUCAAGGAGCUGGCAGGAGUGGACUUCCCAGAGGAGAAUAUAUAUGGACUGGGAUCCGGUCCUAAGGUUGAGGUAUUGAAGAAACUCCAGAACCGGGCAGAGCACCGAGGAAUGACACUUCAUUUUGUGGAGGACAGGCUUUCAACCUUGUUGAAUGUGAUCGAUGAUCGAGUGUUGAAUAAUUGGAACUUGCACCUUGCUAGCUGGGGUUACAACACUCCCACAGAACGGGAGGAAGCUUCAAAAAAACCGCGCAUCGAAGUACUGGAAUUGGCGGACUUUUGCUCCAAACUGAAUUGACUCGGACCGAUCUCUGUCGUCUACACUGUUCGGGGAAUCGGGCUUGGUGGAGACGACAAAUCUUGUAGCGACUCCAAACUUCGGCUUCUAGCAAACGCAAAGGAUCUAGAUUACGGGGCA
Selaginella moellendorffii is the source of this 962-nucleotide messenger RNA. RefSeq lists its product as uncharacterized. Gene Ontology annotation, molecular function: SNARE binding. Lineage: Eukaryota; Viridiplantae; Streptophyta; Lycopodiopsida; Selaginellales; Selaginellaceae. Bases 36 to 842 code for a protein of 268 amino acids. Gene Ontology annotation, biological process: SNARE complex assembly. The transcript is spliced from 9 exons. The record is from RefSeq and is a predicted model, not a curated record. Gene Ontology annotation, cellular component: endosome; lytic vacuole.